Molecule: messenger RNA, 1937 nt
Organism: Pseudophryne corroboree (corroboree frog)
Lineage: Eukaryota; Metazoa; Chordata; Amphibia; Anura; Myobatrachidae
Product: gastrula zinc finger protein XlCGF57.1-like
Exons: 1
Coding region: 36-1937 (633 amino acids)
Source: RefSeq, a predicted model, not a curated record
GACCCACAAGCAGGAAUAUCUCAGAAGGACAUCUAAUGUUAUCCCUGGAUUGUGAAAUAACAGAUAUCGACAGUAGACAGGAUUCUCCAGGAGAUAACCUCAUUACCCCAAUUAUACAUCCAGCUCUAUCAACUGAUCCCCCUGAUCCUGGGAAAUGUUCUCCUGAUCACUCUGAUAUUGGUGCAUCUAUUACAGCUCUGAGAUUAGAUACAGAGUUUCCCUGUUCUACAGAUGCCAAAUGUUUUACACAGAACACAAACCGUAUUACUCAUCAGCCAGCUAAGGCAGGUGGGAGGCCAUUUCCAUGUUCUGAGUGUGGGAAAUGUUUUACAUAUAAAUCAGAUCUUGUUACACAUCAGAGACGUCACACUGGUGAGAAGCCAUUUCCAUGUUCUGAGUGUGGGAAAUUUUUUACAAGUAAAUCAAAUCUUGUUACACAUCAGAGACUUCACACAGGUGAGAAGCCGUAUUCCUGUUCUGAGUGUGGGAAAUGUUUUGCACAGAAAUCUGAUCUUUUUAAACAUCAGAAAAGUCACACAGGUGAGAAGCCGUAUUCCUGUUCUGAGUGUGGGAAAUGUUUUGCAUCGAAAUCAUAUCUUGUUACACAUCAGAGAAGUCACACAGGUGAGAAGCCGUAUUCCUGUUCUGAGUGUAUGAAAUGUUUUCCACAGAAAUCAGAUCUUAUUACACAUCAGAGAAGUCACACAGGUGAGAAGCCGUAUUCCUGCUCUGAGUGUGGGAAAUUUUUUGCAUCGAAAUCAAAUCUUGUUACACAUCAGAGAAGUCACACAGGUGAGAAGCCGUAUUCCUGUUCUGAGUGUGGGAAAUGUUUUACAUCGAAAUCGGAUCUUUUUAAACAUCAGAGAAGGCACACAGGUGAGAAGCCGUAUUCCUGUUCUGAGUGUAUGAAAUGUUUUACACAGAAAUCAGGUCUUGUUACACAUCAGAGAAGGCACACAGGUGAGAAGCCGUAUUCCUGUUCUGAGUGUAUGAAAUGUUUUCCACAGAAAUCAGGUCUUGUUACACAUCAGAGAAGUCACACUGGUGAGGAGCCAUUUCCAUAUUCUGAGUGUGGGAAAUUUUUUACAAAUAAAUCAAAUCUUGUUACACAUCAGAGAAGUCACACAGGUGAGAAGCCGUAUUCCUGUUCUGAGUGUGGGAAAUGUUUUGCACAUAAAUCGUCUCUUUUUAAACAUCAGAGAAGUCACACAGGUGAGAAGCCGUAUUCCUGUUCUGAGUGUGGGAAAUGUUUUGCAUCGAAAUCAAAUCUUGUUACACAUCAGAGAAGUCACACAGGUGAGAAGCAGUAUUCCUGUUCUGAGUGUAUGAAAUGUUUUCCACAGAAAUCAGAUCUUAUUACACAUCAGAGAAGUCACACUGGUGAGAAGCCAUUUCCAUGUUCUGAGUGUGGGAAAUGUUUUGCAUCAAAAUCAAAUCUUGUUGCACAUCAGAAAAGUCACACAGGUGAGAAGCCGUAUUCCUGUUCUGAGUGUGGGAAAUGUUUUGUAUCGAAACCAAAUCUUGUUACACAUCAGAGAAGUCACACAGGUGAGAAGCCAUAUUCCUGUUCUGAGUGUGGGAAAUGUUUUCCACAGAAAUCGGCUCUUGUUACACAUCAGAGAAGUCACACAGGUGAGCAGCCAUAUUCCUGUUCUGAGUGUGGGAAAUGUUUUGCACACAAAUCAUCUUUUGUUAGUCAUCAGAGAAGUCACACAGGUGAGAAGCCGUAUUCCUGUUCUGUGUGUGGGAAAUGUUUUCCACAGAAAUCGGCUCUUGUUACACAUCAGAGAAGUCACACAGGUGAGAAGCCGUAUUCCUGUUCUGAGUGUGGGAAAUUUUUUGCAACAAAAUCAAAUCUUGUUACACAUCAGAGAAGUCACACAGGUGAGAAGCCGUAUUCCUGUUCUAAGUGUGGGAAAUGUUUUACACAGAAAUGA